Molecule: messenger RNA, 2751 nt
Organism: Owenia fusiformis
Lineage: Eukaryota; Metazoa; Annelida; Polychaeta; Sabellida; Oweniidae
Source: the annotation of a GenBank genome assembly
CAGCAUGCAAUGGGAAGCGGACACGCCAUAUUGAAUAUUUAGAGAAAUUCUUCGACGUUUUGGGUGAAAUCCAUUGGAAUCCUCGGCAAUUCGGGGAAAAUGAAUUACUGUGUUGAAGUAUCGAAUAAAUUUGAACUUGUCAUAGAGGAUGAUGAUCCCUAUGAAGCUUUAAGAAAUAUAGAACUGGAAAAGAAGCAGGCAAAAGAGAAUGCUAAGAACACUAAAAAUACCAAAUCUGACAAGUCGGCCAAGUCUGCAAAAAAUAAACAGAACAAGAAAAUCAAGGCUCCUGAAGCCGAAUUGAAGUCAAAACAAAUAGAAGAAAGUGCACCCAAAAAGGAAGAAAGAGCACCAAGGGAAAAUCAGCCCCCAAGGAGAAGGAACCAACAGCAACAGCAAGAUGACCGUGGAGGAGAUAGACAAGUAAGGUUUAAUAAGGACAAUAAUACUGAAAAUCGUGGAUUUAGCCGUGGAUUCAGAGAUGAUCGAGAUGAAAACAGACCACCAAGAUAUGAGAGACGAGAUAGAGAACGACAGGAAGGUGAAUUCAGGGGUAACCGAGAUGGACAAGUGGACAACGAAGGUGGACGAAGUGGCUUUGCUGGUGGAAGAGGUGGAUUUGGACGUGGAGGACGCGGUGGACGUGGCAGAGGAAGAGGUCGAGGAGGAUUUGGAGGCCCAAAACGCGACUUUGAUAGACAUAGUGGCAGUGACAGAACUGGUAUAAAGCCUGUUGAAAAGAAAGAUGGAUUUGGCUCACGGAACUGGGGAAAUUUUGACAACGACGCAGCUGAUGAAAGUGGAAUGAAAGCUGUGGAAAAACGGGAUGGUGGAGGAGCUUAUAAUUGGGGCACAAUUGACGAUACUGGGGUAGUAGAUGAACAAUUGAACACAAGUAACGUAUCUGAUGAUAACCAGGAGUCAAAAGUUGAUGAAGAAAAAACUGAUCCAAACACAUCCGGUGAACCCGUACCUGCAGAGGAAGGAGAUGAAUCCGCUGAACCUGAAGAGGAACCCGUCAAAGAAAUGACCCUGGAUGAAUACAAAGCACAAGUCGCUGGAGCUCGAACGAAAACAGAUUUUAAAAUUAGGAAGCCCAAUGAAGGUUGUAGUGAUGAGCAGUGGAAGAAGACCUAUGUGCUCCGUAAAUCUAAGGACUGGUACCAGGAAUCUGAUGAGGAAGAGGAAGACAGCGAUGAGGAAGAGGAGAUCCGUGGACGCAUCAAGACAACCGUACCUAUUGAAAUCAAAUUCGCAGACAACCCUCGACGUGGAGGUGGUGGACCAAGAGGAGGACGUGGCGGUUCAGGACGUGGCGAACGACGUGAGGAGCGAGGACGUGGGUUUGGAGGCAGAGGAGGUGGUGGUGGUCGAGGUCGUGGAGGAUUUGGAGACCGUGAGCGUGGAGGUGGCUUUAACCGCGGUGGUGGUCGCCGUGGAGGAAGUGGUCGCAAAGAGGCGGCUCCUAAUGUCGAAAACGCGGAAGAGUUCCCCAGUUUGGGCUCUUAAAUAAAGCGCUUAAGCGCCAAGAGGCAGUUAAUAAACAGCCCAAUAACGUAGAAGAAUUUCUCUAUGAAACUUGAUAUGAACUUAAAAGACAUCAUAAAGUUGGUGCACCCAGCUGGGAUGUAAGUGUGAGACCUUGGAAUACCAGCAGUUUGUGUUGGUACUACCUACACACCUGCACUUGUACAUAGACUACUUCAGUGCCACCAAGGAGUUGUUUUCUUUUUCUAAUUUUAUUAUUAUUGUAUACAUUUUGCUGAUGGGAAAUCUGCACCAGUAUAGACAAUAUUGUACACAAGGUUGUAAAUUAUGUAAUAUAGCAACAGUUAAGUGUUAUAAUAGAAGAUAUCAUGAACAUAAUUAUUAUUAUUAAUCACUAAAUGAAUGAAUGGAACUAUUGCUGUAUUAUUUACAAAUUGUUGUCAAACAUGAAUUUGGUAUUGACUGAUUUUUCAUGCCUAAAACAUGCUUCAUGUUUCCAUCAAGUGUAAUCAUUACUUGGGAGAACAUCUGUGAUGACGCAUGUACACGUUAGAUGACAUAAUUGUGAAACAUUUUCCAUGGAAUUAUUGAAAAUAGAGAUAUUUUUCUAUUCGAUAGGAAAUUGUGAUAAAUUGUCUAUUUGUUGUCUUUACGACAAAUACUAUGGGCUGCCAAUAUGUUCAUGUUUUAUAUUGUAGUCUCUGCAACUCAAUUACUUCUUGGCUUUGAAAGCAACUAGUUUCCAAAUGGCAUAACAUGCUGAUUUAUUUGAAUACAACCUGAAAAUAUUAGUUUGCAACAGUGUGCCAGAAAGUAAACUAAGCUUGUAACUACACAAUUGACCAACAUUUGUUGCUUUCAAAACCAUAUUUUAUAAUCUUCAUCUAAAUACUUCUGCGUUGAUCUCAAAUCCUGAUGCUAGUAAAGCGGACCUGCCAACUAUUCUGGUAGUAAAGACAUGCCCAUGGACCAAUCUGAUUUUACACGGUUUUUGCUCUAAGACCAUGUAAAUAUGAUUAAACAAAAUACCACUCAAUCAUUUGUUGACCAGUGUAAAUUAUUUUAAGUAUGUAUCUUGCUUAUGUCAUACAGAGGAAUGGUUGGAUUGGGUUUUCAUGGCUUUGAAACUAAGGAGAGUUGGCAGGUCUGAAGAUGCAUUGUGAUGGGGUUGCAUGAUGACUUAACAGAAGAUCCGCUAGUUUAUGUUCACUGCAGUAGCUCUACAUAUAUGUAUGAAUGUGUCUCUUUGCCAAAUCUUUCACC